Protopolystoma xenopodis is the source of this 1287-nucleotide messenger RNA. The record is from the annotation of a GenBank genome assembly. NCBI's taxonomy places the organism in Eukaryota, Metazoa, Platyhelminthes, Monogenea, Polystomatidea, Polystomatidae.
UUUACUCGUCAUCAGGACAACCGACUGCGACUCGGUCUGACCGUUCAGUCGAGACUCAGGCCCAGAUGGGGGCGAUUGGGAGGGGACGGUAGAAACGCAAGUCUUGCUCCAACUCGAGCCUUGGAGGAUGUUGAGCUGAAAAACCGCCGGUUGACUCAGGUACCGAAGAAGAAGCAACGAGUCAAUGUCUAUCAAACAGAGCCUAGUCCUCGGUUGCGCAAAAGGCUGCUGACAACCGAGAAACCGCCAAAUGGUACCGGCAACCGAAACAACGCGGAUGACGCGUAUUCGGUGGUUGGUGAGAAAGAUACAAUUCUGUUGAACAAUCCAAUCGCCCUAUUUUCCCCGGCAACUAGUCAGGACUGCCGUUUGUGGAACAUGCAAGAGGCGAAGACGACCAGAUCUCUGAACUCGGUGUUACGUGAUCCGGACAAAAUGAAUUUGAGGAUAAGGCCACAUUUUCUGUUGACGCACCAAAAGUUCUAUGUCAUCCAACCUGCCCGAUACAGAUCAGAGGUUCGAAUUGACUUUCGCAGACGACUCGCUGACGAGGCUUCACUGGACGACAGUCGAUUUGACGACGUCUUCAGUGAAGAUGGUGGUCUAACUCUGGCCAAACUGGAGGCCGAAGCGGAUGCCAAGAGAAUGGAGGAGGAGAAUGAAGAGGAGGAAGAUGUGGCCUCAGUUAAAGCUAUUCCAUGCCGUGGCGUCGCCUCGCCCGAUUCUGAUAAUUCUCUCAAAAAGUGCCAAAUUGGACAGUUCAAGGUGAAUAUAGGACAGGGUUUAAGUCAUCGCCUGCAGCAGAGGCCUAAAAGAGACGCAAAAGCUCAGAAACACGCAGACGAAGUGGACAAGCAGAGUAGAGCCUAUUCCACAACCUUGCGAUCUCGUGGAUUUAAAAUGCAACGAACUCGUUUCUAUAACGGGGGCCAUGGUGCCGGUGACAAUUGUGGACUCGACGAUGGAUCGGAGGAGAAUUUCUCCGUUGUAAGACAGCUAGGCCGAUGUGUUUCGGGUGAGCUAUCGCAACAAAUUAAUCCGACAAGACAGCUCAAUGCCUUCUGUGACAGUUCUCAGUCUCAUCACAUCUUUUCGGGCUCUGGGAUUUCACAGUGCGGUCAAUUCGACUAUCAAAAAUCGAUUUCCAACGCCUCCCCGGAGGAAGUAUCCAAAGGCGAAAUGUUUCCAAGGUUAAGCGACUGCGAGACUUUGGUUGACAAGGCUUUAGAGAAGAAAAUGUGCGAACGGGAAAUACAAACUGAACUGAGCGGAAUGCAGGUUGGCUGA